CAUAUAAAAAAACUAUUCGAAAAAUCAAGAGACAGUGCAACAUAUAUAAAAAACUGUUAAACAAAUUUUUGGUGACGCACCUAUUACAAAUCUAUUUUAAAAAAAACCUAUUACAAACAUUAUAAAAAUUUUGUCGGCUCAAUACAUAAGAACAGUUUUUGUGGAAAAAUAAAAUAGUGACUCUAAAAUUUUACCGCAAAUUUUUAUAUACAAGAAAAUACAUAAAUUUGUUCGCUCUUGGUUCCAGUAUAUAAUAUAAAAUUCUGUGUAUAUUUAAUUUGUCGCUCGGAAUAUUGCGUGUCAUCCAUUUUGUAAAUACUUUUGGACAUUUUUGGCUCAUCUAACCUUACUUAUUGAAAAUUUAUGAUGACUCUGGAGGAGGUUAAGCGGCAACGGGCUAACACUAAGAAGAGCAUUACCCGCAUCAAGAACCAAAUCGAAGCCAAUGGAAGGGGAGAAGGGCACCACAUUUUGGCGGAUUGUGGGAGGCGGCGUCAAAUCGGCCAAAGGUCACUUAACCAGAACCCUGGACAACACAAGGCUCACCUACGAAGAACUCGCAACGGCUAUGAUUGAGAUAGAGGCAGUUUUAAACUCGAGGCCCAUUUCGCAUCUAUCCUCAGAUCCCAGUGACUUUGAAGCUCUUACACCAGGACACUUCUUGAUAGGCGCUCCCCUCCGUAGUUUGCCAGAACGUGAUGUUCCUAUAAAAGAGAUUAACAAACUUGAAUAUUGGGCCCGAAUAAGCGCCAUCAAGCAACAAUUCUGGAAAAAGUGGUCCCAUGAUUAUAUAAAUGAGCUCCAGACUCGCAACAAAUGGACUAGCACCAACUCUAAUAUUACCCCUCAUCAUCAAAGAAGAUAAUUUACCCCCGCAGCGUUGGCUCAUGGGUAAAAUCAUCAACAUUGUUCGUGGAAGAGAUGAUCGUGUUCGAGUUGUCGACAUCAAAACUACAAAAGGAGUUAUACGUCGCCCCAUCCACAGACUAGCUCUUCUAUCUUCUUGAAAGUGUCCUUUCAAUGGGGCCGGAAUGUUAGGUCACCGUAUAAUAAUUACUAACAUUAUUAUUUUGUUUUGUUUAAAUUUUCCAUUUUUUAUUGUAUUUAAAUUUAUUCAUAUUUUUGGCUCACUGUUGCCACUGUAAUUUGUCAUUAUUUUUUGUUCAUACUAACCACUGUACAUAUUUUUGGUAAUGACCCGUUAGUUUUUAUUAUUUGUUUCUCACUCCAAUUCUUAUUAUAAGCAUAUUGUUGUUGCUCUUAAAAAUGCAAUUUCUUAUUUUGGAGACUUAUUGCAUGUAUUUUGUUUUUGCAUAUUUUGAAUAUAAAUAAACAAGUUGAGUUGGUACAUUGGAAGUGAGAAACAAAUAAUAUUACAAUAACAACAGUGUAGCCCUUAUUUACAUGAUCAAUUGUUAGGCUUAAGAAAAGAAUUUUUAAAUAAAUAAAUCAUUGUCAUAGUUGAAGUCAAUC
Molecule: messenger RNA, 1473 nt
Organism: Lucilia sericata (common green bottle fly)
Lineage: Eukaryota; Metazoa; Arthropoda; Insecta; Diptera; Calliphoridae
Exons: 2
Coding region: 446-865 (139 amino acids)
Source: RefSeq, a predicted model, not a curated record